This is a messenger RNA of Parasteatoda tepidariorum (common house spider), 647 nucleotides long. Its product is annotated as U6 snRNA-associated Sm-like protein LSm2. The record is from RefSeq and is a predicted model, not a curated record. NCBI's taxonomy places the organism in Eukaryota, Metazoa, Arthropoda, Arachnida, Araneae, Theridiidae. Gene Ontology annotation, cellular component: Lsm1-7-Pat1 complex; precatalytic spliceosome; U6 snRNP. Gene Ontology annotation, molecular function: RNA binding. Gene Ontology annotation, biological process: mRNA splicing, via spliceosome.
GGUGUUGAAAAAAAAUCCGAAAGAAACUAAAUGCUCAACUUUUAAGUUUGAUUAGUUCGCCUCGAUUUAAUACUUUUUUUAACACAUUAUGAACGAUAUAUAGUUUCAACGCUGUGACGUUAUUAUUCUAGUACUUAUGUUAAAAUAUCUAUUUACGUUUGUGUAUGUUUUGAUUUGAUCGUGAGCGGAAUUUGAGCGAAGUGAAAUUGUUAUAUUAAUAUAAUAAUUGUUGAAGUAAAUCUUUUGCUUUUAUAAAAUGUUGUUUUACUCAUUUUUCAAGUCUCUUGUGGGGAAAGAUGUGGUAGUAGAGCUAAAAAAUGACUUAAGUAUUUGUGGAACUCUGCAUUCUGUUGAUCAGUAUUUGAAUAUUAAGUUAACUGAAAUUAGUGUGACAGAUCCUGAAAAAUAUCCUCAUAUGCUCUCAGUAAAGAAUUGUUUUAUUAGAGGAUCUGUGGUGAGGUAUGUCCAACUUCCAGCCGAUGAAGUUGACACACAACUGCUUCAAGAUGCUGCAAGGAAAGAAGCUGCUCAAAGCAAACAAUGAUAUAGCAUUAUAAUUAAGUCUCAUCUUUUUUCCUCAUUCUCUUUUGUGUAUAAAAUCAUCAUUUUGUAAGUUACAAAAUAAACAAAUUUUGUUAUUAUUAGUA